Molecule: messenger RNA, 2031 nt
Organism: Piliocolobus tephrosceles (Ugandan red Colobus)
Lineage: Eukaryota; Metazoa; Chordata; Mammalia; Primates; Cercopithecidae
Gene: ELN
Product: elastin
Exons: 31
Coding region: 1-2031 (676 amino acids)
Molecular function (GO): transferase activity; extracellular matrix structural constituent
Source: RefSeq, a predicted model, not a curated record
AUGGCGGGUCUGACGGCGGCGGCCCCGCGGCCCGGAGUCCUCCUGCUCCUGCUAUCCAUCCUCCACCCCUCUCGGCCUGGAGGAGUCCCUGGGGCCAUUCCUGGUGGAGUUCCUGGAGGAGUCUAUUACCCAGGGGCUGGUCUCGGAGGCCUUGGAGUAGGAGCGCUGGGGCCUGGAGGCAAACCUCUCAAGCCAGGUCCCGGAGGGCUUGCGGGCACUGGCCUUGGGGCAGGGCUCGGCGCCUUCCCUGCAGGUGCCUUUCCGGGGGCUCUGGUGCCUGGCGGAGUGGCUGAUGCUGCUGCAGCUUACAAAGCUGCCAAGGCUGGCGCCGGGCUUGGUGGUGUCCCAGGAGUUGGUGGCAUUGGUGGCGUUGGCGGUGCGGUGGUUCCUCAGCCUGGAGCCGGAGUGAAGCCUGGGAAAGUGCCGGGUGUGGGGCUGCCAGGUGUAUACCCAGGUGGAGUGCUCCCAGGAGCUCGGUUCCCCGGUGUGGGGGUGCUCCCUGGAGUUCCCACUGGAACAGGAGUUAAGCCCAAGGCUCCAGGUGUAGGUGGAGCUUUGGCUGGAAUCCCAGGAGUUGGACCCUUUGGGGUACAGCAACCUGGAGUCCCACUGGGGUACCCCAUCAAGGCCCCCAAGCUGCCCGGUGGCUAUGGACUGCCCUACAGCACGGGGAAACUACCUUUCGGCUAUGGGCCCGGAGGAGUGGCUGGUGCAGCGGGCAAGGCUGGUUACCCAACCGGGACAGGGGUUGGCCCCCAGGCAGCAGCAGCAGCAGCAGCUAAAGCGGCAGCAAAGUUGGGGAGAGGAAGUGCUGGAGUCCUCCCUGGUGUUGGAGGGGGCGGUGUUCCUGCUGUGCCUGGGGCAAUUCCUGGAAUCGGAGGCAUCGCAGGUGCUGGGGCUCCAGCUGCAGCUGCAGCUGCAGCAGCAGCCGCUAAGGCAGCCAAGUAUGGAGCUGCUGCAGGCUUAGUGCCUGGUGGGCCAGGCUUUGGCCCAGGAGUAGGUGUCCCAGGAGCUGGCAUUCCAGGUGUUGGUGUCCCAGGAGCUGCCAUUCCAGGUGUUGGUGUCCCAGGAGCUGGCAUUCCAGUUGUCCCAGGUGCUGGGGUUCCAGGGGCUGUGUCACCAGCUGCAGCUGCUAAGGCAGCUGCGAAGGCAGCCAAAUACGGGGCCAGGGCCGGAGUCGGAGUUGGAGGCAUUCCUACUUUUGGGGUUGGAGCUGGGGGCUUUCCCGGCUAUGGUGUCGGAGUCGGAGGUAUCCCCGGAGUCGGAGGUGUCCCAGGAGCUGCCAUUUCCCCUGAAGCUCAGGCAGCAGCUGCCGCCAAGGCUGCCAAGUACGGAGUGGGGGCCCCAGCAGCUGCAGCUGCUAAAGCAGCCGCCAAAGCCGCCCAGUUUGCUCUUCUCAAUCUUACAGGGUUAGUUCCUGGUGUCGGCGUGGCUCCUGGCGUUGGCGUGGCUCCUGGCGUUGGCGUGGCUCCUGGAGUUGGUGUGGCUCCUGGCGUUGGUGUGGCUCCUGGCGUUGGCGUGGCUCCUGGCGUUGGCAUCGGCCCUGGAGUUGCAGGAGUGGGAGCCCCAGCUGCAGCGAAAUCUGCUGCCAAGGCAGCUGCCAAAGCCCAGCUCCGAGCUGCAGCUGGGCUUGGUGCUGUUCCUGGACUUGGAGUUGGUGCUGUUCCUGGACUUGGAGUUGGUGCCGGCGUUCCUGGACUUGGAGUUGGUGCCGGCGUUCCUGGACUUGGAGUUGGUGUUGGUGUUCCUGGCUUCGGGGCAGUACCUGGAGCCCUGGCUGCCGCUAAAGCAGCCAAAUAUGGAGCAGGAGUGCCUGGGGCUCUCGGUGGAGUAGGCAUCCCAGGUGGUGUGGUGGGAGCCGGACCCGCCGCUGCUGCCGCAGCCAAAGCUGCUGCCAAAGCCGCCCAGUUUGGGGCACCCGCUGGACUCGGAGUCGGAGGACUCGGAGUUGGAGGGCUUGGAGCCGUCCCAGGUAUUGGGGGCCUUGGAGUUCGAGGAGAGGUCGGAGGAGUCACCAAGCCAUGCAUCUGA